AUUUUUUGAGAUUUUUUUAUUAAUAAAUUUAAUAUAACUAAUAAACUAUUGGUUGUUUCCAGAAAUAGCAAAAAUACGAGAUAAGCAACCCUGUUAGUCGUAUCCUUGCAGUCCGCAUUUUUAACAGCAACAAUGUAGUAUUACAUAUUUGGGGAAAUUCAAUGUCACACACAAUACAAGCAGAAGUAAAAAAAUAGUUGAACAAUAAUUUAUUAUUACUCUUUGAAACAGUGUAAAGGUGUUAAUAAAACAUUUACGUUUGGGGAUUUUAAAAAUUUCGAAGGAUGUAAAAGAUAAAACAUAGACCUUUGGUGUGGUGCUGUAAGACUAAUUAGGCUCUAAUCUACAUUACAUUUAAAAAUUAUGAAUAACUAUCCGUAGUUAUUAGUUAUUUAAUUAAUUAAUAAAAUUGGUUUAAUAACUUAAAUUCGUAAUUUGACAUCAAAUAUAUAAAAGCUAUUGAAAAACUCAAAGUCAAAUACAACAAAAAAUAUCUCGUAUACAAAAAUUUGAUAACAUAUACCCAAAAGAAAUUAAAACAGCUGACUUAAAGAUGGAAUUAUACCCAGCCCACAUAGUAGUAAUUGAAAAUGCGAUUAUUGCAACCCUGUCAAUUUCUUUGCACAAUCCGGCUUAUUUGCGAAUUUGUGUUACCAAGAAAAUUGAAUCAUAUAAAAUGAAUUAAAACAUUUAGAAGGUGGACGAAAGCAUAAAUAUUUGUUUACUAUUAUUUUUAUGCUUUGCAGAACUGUGGAGUAUGAAUAAGCAUUAUUGGGCAGAUGUAAAAAUAAAAAAAAUAGGAAUACAUACAUUUUACAUUUAAAGCAGAAAGUCGUGCUCUUAAUAAUUUCAAAAACAGUAAAGAAUUUUUGACAAUUUAAACGCCAAUAUGUCUAGCACCUCUUCUACCGACGACAGUGGAGAUUUGUUCGAUCCCCUUGCCGAAGAGCUCCAAAAUGUUCAAUCUGUAAUACAUGUUACACGUGAAAAUAUAGAUGCCCUUAAUGCAAAGUUUGCCAAUUUACAAGAGCCACCUCCAAUGUAUAUAACAGAAUAUCAAGAACUUACUUCAAAGCUACAUGAUCUUUUCGUAAAAGAACAUGAACUUAUGGAGCAACUGAGUAGCCAGCAAGAGGAAGCAAAUAAAGUUGAUCAACAAAAAAUCCAGCUUGAAUAUACCAAUCACCAACCCCAAUAUCAGAAUCAGCAACAAUCAUCGCAUCAACAUGCGCAUUUAGCAUCAAUUGAUAUGACGGAUUCUAAUGCAGCAAACAGUAAUAGUGGAAGUCGAUGUAGUACUUUAACACGGCCACCAAAAGUUCUGUUGCGGGCUCAUUUACCUAAUCAACAGCGAACAUCAGUAGAAGUUGUACCAGGUGUCCGAUUACGUGAUGCGCUUAUGAAGGCACUUAAAUUACGACAACUAAAACCAGAUAUGUGUGAAGUUUCUGCAACAGAUAGUGGUCGUAGUAUUAUUCCAUGGGACACUGAUAUUGGUUCACUUAUGGUGGAAGAAAUUUAUGUACGCUUAUUGGAUAAAUUUCCAAUAAUGACUCAUAUAUCCCACCAGUUCAUAAGAAAGACAUUCUUUUCCUUGGCUUUUUGUGAGGGCUGUCGUCGUUUGCUUUUUAGUGGUUUUUACUGCAGCCAGUGUAAUUUUCGGUUCCAUCAAAGAUGUUCCGAUAAGGUACCUACACUUUGUCAACAAUUUCCUAUGGAUAUUUCCUACUAUCAACGACUUUUGGCACAAAACCCCGAAAAUUUUGUUGGAAUAUUACACCCUGGAAGGAAUGCGAUAUUAAAUCAAGGAAGGCACCCUCGCACAAUUAGCCAACAAGAUCGCUCAAACUCGGCUCCGAAUGUGUGUAUCAAUCGACCAUUAACAGAGGCGCAACGGUGUUUAGUGCAGAAUCAUGUUCCUCUACAGCAUCAUGGUAACGAUCACCCUAACUCAACACAGGCUUCACCCACCGGCACAUUAAAAACUAUAAAGCGACAAAGAGCUCGAUCUGCAGACGAAAGCAAUAAAAAUCUUUUGUCACCUCGGGACGGAAAAGGUUCUGAAGAAAAUUGGAAUAUUCAAGCUGAGGAAAUCUUGAUUGGACCGAGGAUUGGUUCUGGAUCUUUUGGUACAGUGUAUAAAGCUCAUUGGCAUGGUCCAGUGGCAGUGAAAACAUUGAAUGUGAAAACUCCAAGUCCUGUUCAGUUGCAGGCAUUUAAAAAUGAAGUGGCUAUGUUAAAAAAGACCCGACAUUGCAAUAUUCUUUUGUUUAUGGGCUGUGUCUCUAAACCGUCGUUAGCUAUUGUAACGCAAUGGUGUGAAGGUUCUAGUCUAUACAAACAUAUACACGUAAAUGAAACCAAGUUUAAACUCAACACGUUAAUCGAUAUUGGUAGACAAGUGGCGCAGGGAAUGGAUUAUCUUCAUGCAAAAAAUAUCAUUCAUAGGGAUUUAAAAUCUAACAAUAUAUUUUUACAUGAGGAUUUGUCUGUUAAGAUAGGUGAUUUCGGUUUGGCCACUGCAAAGACACGCUGGUCUGGAGAAAAGCAAGCCAAUCAACCUACUGGCAGUAUUUUAUGGAUGGCUCCGGAAGUGAUACGCAUGCAAGAACAAAAUCCAUAUUCCUUCCAAUCGGAUGUUUAUGCCUUUGGUAUUGUUAUAUACGAGCUAUUAGCUGAAUGUUUACCCUAUAGUCAUAUCAACAACAAAGAUCAAAUAUUGUUCAUGGUUGGACGGGGAUUGCUUCGACCUGAUAUGACUAAAGUGCGUGCAGACGCCCCACAAGCUCUCAAACGUUUGGCCGAGGAUUGCAUUAAAUAUGAUCGAAACGAUCGCCCACUAUUUCGACCUCUACUAAACAUGUUGGAAACUAUGUUAAGGGCAAUGCCGAAAAUUCAUCGUAGUGCUAGUGAACCAAAUAUGACGCAAACACAGUUACAUAGUGAAGAUUUCUAUCAGUGCCCCAGUCCUAAAACUCCAGUUAACUUCAGCAAUUUCCAGUUUUAUAACAGUGCGGGUAAUAUCUAGCGAUGCUGAUCCGAUAUUACUAUUGUGAUAACGAAAAUGAGGAACAGACGAUAUCCAUUUUGAACGCUAAAAACAAGUGUAGGUACCUUUUACUAUGUAACAAAGAGCAAGGAAAUUUUAAAUUACGUACACUUAAAAACUUUCGGGCCAUUAUUAUUGCCGGCAAAAUAUACUUAAAAUAAUAUUUAAUUUUCUCUAAGUCUGAGUCAAUAUACAAACCCAGUUAUUGCAUUAGUAAACAAAACAAAAAAAAAACAUUCUUCAAACCGUUUUCAGGAAUUUUGCUGAGCAAACAGUUCUUGGCUAAAAGUACGUUCCGGUUUAUAGAUCCGAGUGUUUUGAAAGCAUUUGUCAAUUUCUUCAAAGAAUUUAAUAACACAUGAACCACUCGCCACCAAUGGUGACUUGGUGGUAACUUCGGGAUUUUCGGCUUAGCCUGAUAUUUCAUAGACGCUAAUGAAUAGAAUUAAAUACAUUUUUGUGAAACACUACCUUAUUUAAAGUUUUAAGUAGAAUAAUUAGAUGGCAAGAGUAUGUAAUUGCGUUGAGAUUGUAACUACAAAAUAAGUAAAUUAAUAAAAUAUUAUGUAAAUGAUUUUAAAAUAUUAAGA
Bactrocera oleae (olive fruit fly) is the source of this 3639-nucleotide messenger RNA. It is a transcript of the gene Raf, whose product is annotated as Raf oncogene. The record is from RefSeq and is a predicted model, not a curated record. Gene Ontology annotation, cellular component: cytoplasm. NCBI's taxonomy places the organism in Eukaryota, Metazoa, Arthropoda, Insecta, Diptera, Tephritidae. Gene Ontology annotation, molecular function: ATP binding; protein kinase activity. Gene Ontology annotation, biological process: protein phosphorylation; Ras protein signal transduction.